GAAGCUGUCGCACAAGACCUGGAACAGCCGAAGCAAGCAGCUCAGGCGCCGUCAGGUGCAUCUGGACGGCUGUCAGUGCCAGAAAGACAGAAACCAAGCGGCAAAUUUCAGAGGGCUGGUGGCACGCAGCUUCAAUUUCUUCAGAUGCUGGAAGGCAACAAGAACUCCAAGGCACCUCUGCCAGAGGGCACGUUGCUGACUGAAGAAGAGGUGGCAAAGUAUCUUGGUUCUUUGAGCUUAGCAAGCUGCGAGAAGUUUUUUUUGUUCGUUGAAGGACACCUGGCUGACUCUCAAGUUUUUCAUGUUUCCUUCCUGCGGCUAUCUGCACGGAUUGAGAUCACCUUAUACAUCGAUUUUCACCCGGGCGGCAAGCGGCAGAUCAUGCAAGGCCGGAAAGGAUAUGACUGCUUUGUUUCAGAAAGCGCAUCCCUGGGUCAGUCGAUGCCUAAAUGA
Messenger RNA from Cladocopium goreaui, 453 nucleotides. NCBI's taxonomy places the organism in Eukaryota, Dinophyceae, Suessiales, Symbiodiniaceae. The record is from the annotation of a GenBank genome assembly.